This is a messenger RNA of Drosophila elegans, 606 nucleotides long. It is a transcript of the gene mbf1, whose product is annotated as endothelial differentiation-related factor 1 homolog. Lineage: Eukaryota; Metazoa; Arthropoda; Insecta; Diptera; Drosophilidae. Gene Ontology annotation, molecular function: DNA binding. The coding region runs from base 131 to 568 and encodes 145 amino acids. Gene Ontology annotation, cellular component: nucleus. The record is from RefSeq and is a predicted model, not a curated record. The transcript is spliced from 4 exons.
UGGUCCCUGCUUCAACAGACACACCACUAACGCUAACAGACGUUAAAAUCCCCACACAAAAAAGAUAGUUCUGGAAUUUCGUAGUUUUAAUUAAUAAUAAAAGCAAACUAAGCUAAACAAAGCAGCCAAUAUGUCGGACUGGGACUCGGCUCCAACCGUUUUGCGAAAAAAGGCACCCAAAUCCAACCUGAAGACGGAAUCGGCGGUAAAUAAUGCGCGCCGUCAAGGAGUCGCCGUGGAUACCCAACAGAAAUAUGGUGCUGGCACCAACAAGCAGCAUGUGACCACAAAGAACACUGCCAAACUGGACCGCGAAACCGAGGAGCUGCGCCACGAUAAAAUCCCACUUGAUGUGGGCAAGCUUAUCCAGCAAGGACGUCAGGGCAAGGGUCUCAGCCAAAAGGAUCUAGCCACUAAAAUCUGCGAGAAGCAGCAGGUUGUGACCGACUACGAGGCCGGACGCGGCAUCCCCAACAACUUGAUCCUGGGCAAGAUGGAGCGCGUUCUGGGCAUGAAGCUGCGCGGCAAGGAGCGCGGCCAACCAAUAGCGCCUCCCGGUAAGAAGUGAGACGAUGCUGCCGCGUCUGCCGCCAGUGGUGCUCCACA